UCAACAGGGCAGGAGGAAGAGGUGUCCGGCUGCGACUCUUCACGUUUUGACCCGUCCGGGUUUCGCCCUAAAUAUCCCUCCCGAACCCUGCUGGACUUCGGAUGAGAGUCGAGCUCCGGUUGACUGAUCUUUGUUGGUAUCUGCAAAGCAGCUGAAUGAGUCUGGAUCUGACAGAAAUGAAGAAUGGCUCUCACACGCUGCCACCUUUCUCUUCGUCUCCCGCUGCUCUCGGAGGCUCUCUGACCUUGACCUCCUCACCCCCGUCUCUCCCUCUGUCACCCGUCUCGUUCCCUCCCUCCCCCACCUCUCUGUCUCCGUCUGCAGCAGAGUCCGUUCGUUCGUCCUCUCCUGUUUCAGACCUUAUCGCCUCUCAAUGCCUCGAAGGACACGACCUGGGACAGGGGGACACGUCCGACCAGGAUGACCUGACCUGUCUGAGCUGGCUGCACCAGAGGGGCGACCUGCUGCCUCUGCAGCCUCUGACCAAAGUGACCCCAUUACCUCAGCGACAGCCCGGGCAGCUUUCUCCUCCUGCGGCGGCCUCCUCCAAGCCACCGUACUCCUUCAGCAGUCUCAUCUUCAUGGCGAUAGAAGAUUCUCCUCAGAAGAGGCUCCCGGUGAAGGAAAUCUACGGGUGGAUCGUGAGCAACUUUCCGUACUACAGGACGGCCAGCGGCGGCUGGAGGAAUUCGGUGAGACACAACCUGUCGCUGAGCAAGAGCUUCCGUCGCAUUCAGAGGGACAAGAGCCAGUCGGUGGGAAAGGGGUCGCUGUGGUGUGUGUGUCCAGAGUAUCGGCCGGCGCUGCUGGAGGGUCUGAGGAAGACCCACAGCUAUCACGGCACCAGCAGCUGUCUGAUCAACAAGCCGACACUGUUAGAUGGAACCAGCUACGAGGUGCCUGCUGUGUGCGACACGGUGGAGAUCUCAGACUCUCUUUCUCAGGCCCUGCUCCUUUCGAGUUCCUCUCCCCAAAUGCACACGCCUUUCUCCGAAGACCUCCCGUGCCCUUUGACCCCGGAUCACGAGGAGCUGGUCACCAUGGAGCCGCACGUAUACCAGCCACAUGAAGUCAGCGAAGACACCGAAAAGGACCCGCUGGCCGACAGCGGCUACAUCGAGCUGCAUUACUACGAGUCCGACCAGUGCCAGUACCUGGUGCUGCCCAGCGAGUCUGAACUGGACCUGGAGACUGUGGAGAUCCUGCAGCUGGAUGUGGAGGCCCAGGAAGCAGCCGGGUCCCUGUUGGACCUGGCAGGUGGCGUAUAUUAGCUCGAUUAACCCAGAUGUUUCAGUCAUUAACACGUGUUUCCCCUUAGACUUUAUUAUAUUAUGAGAUAUUAAAAUGGAAAGGAAUAAAGUAAAAAUCCUCCUGUA
Molecule: messenger RNA, 1376 nt
Organism: Poeciliopsis prolifica (blackstripe livebearer)
Lineage: Eukaryota; Metazoa; Chordata; Actinopteri; Cyprinodontiformes; Poeciliidae
Product: forkhead box protein N2-like
Exons: 5
Coding region: 156-1271 (371 amino acids)
Biological process (GO): regulation of DNA-templated transcription
Cellular component (GO): nucleus
Molecular function (GO): DNA-binding transcription factor activity; cis-regulatory region sequence-specific DNA binding
Source: RefSeq, a predicted model, not a curated record